Molecule: messenger RNA, 3076 nt
Organism: Notolabrus celidotus (New Zealand spotty)
Lineage: Eukaryota; Metazoa; Chordata; Actinopteri; Labriformes; Labridae
Gene: mfsd8l1
Product: major facilitator superfamily domain containing 8-like 1
Exons: 12
Coding region: 312-1805 (497 amino acids)
Biological process (GO): transmembrane transport
Molecular function (GO): transmembrane transporter activity
Source: RefSeq, a predicted model, not a curated record
GGAUUAAACUGCGCAGAAGCGUCGCGGAGACGUCCACCGGUGCAGUGCUUGGAGGAGCUGAUUAAAGGGUUACCUGCGCAGGGAGUUUACUGCGCCUCCUGAACCUCACCUGGAGAGCCAGGAUCAUCGAUUCGGCUCAGGACUCCUUCACUGACAUGUUAGAGACUCAUGUGAACCUGUAAUUGGAAACCCUGCUCUCUGGAUUAUGUCAGCUGUGCUGCUUUCAGUGACACCCACAGGAACAUGAUGUGGAGGGAAUAAUGAAGCUGAUUUAUCAAAGUGAAGAAAGGAGAUUUUAACAUCCUUAUAAAAUGGAUUAUCGUCAGAAGAGGAAGCUGACCUUCCUCAGCAUCGGGCUGCUGUUCCUCCUCAGUGGGAUUGAAUAUGCUGUGAUAUUGCCCACGAUCUGGAGGUACCUGCAGACUUUAGAAGCUGCGCCGUACUUCCUGGGUUUGGCUCUGUCAGCGUUUAGCCUCAGCGGUCUCCUCUCAGGACCUUUGUUCGGCCACUGGUCCGACAGAACCGGGACCACCAAGAAGAUCAUCUUGUUUGCCAACCUUUUUGAGAUCGUCGGUAACUUCAUGUACUUUAUGGGCUUCUCUAAGUGGCUCCUACUGUCGAGCAGACUGGUGGCAGGUAUCGGUGCAGGUGCAGGCUCCUCCAUCUUUGGCUUCCUGACCAGAAGCACUUCCCCUGAGGACCGAGCCACCGUGUUUGCUGCUGUCAUGGCAUGUCGACAAGCCGGCCUUCUGAUUGGUCCAGCUUUUAACAUCUUCCUGAGGCUGUGUGAUUUCCAGUUGGGCCCUUUUGUGGUCAAUAAAUUUACUUCUCCAGGGUUGUUCAUGUGCCUCAUGUGGAUCCUGCUUCAGCUGGUCGUGAUCUUUAUGUACUGGGACCUGCCACCCCUGGAGAAAGCAAAGCCCAAGGAGAAUUCAGUGAGCCAUAACCAGGAGGAGGAGAGUGAGCAAGGGGUUGUGGAGGAGAGUGAUGAAGAGGAGAAGCCCCUGAUAGGCUCCCAGGAGCUGGCGGGGUCGUACGGAUCAGUGGUAGUAUCUCCCUCCUCUGAAAACCACAGAUGUUCCGUCUCCAGCGCUUCACUCAACCACGUCUCUCCACACGGGCAAGAGGCUCCAGAGUCCCAAGAGGCCUCCAGCCCCUUUAAGAACUUCAGCAUAUCCAGAGAGUUCCUGAGAGAAGAGGUGGUGGUGCUGCUGGCUGCUCAGUUUAUCACCCUCUUUAAUCAGACAGCGCUGGAGACCAUGGUGACCCCGAUGACACAGAGAUACUUUGGCUACGGGGAGCUGGAGAACAGCGUGAUGUACUGCCUCUGUGGCGUGGAGGUGAUCGCUGGCUUCUUGUUUGUGCGCUGGCUGAGCCGGCGUGUAGCUGAGCGGGUGGUCCUCGCCAUCGGUCUGACCAUCUGUAACAUCUCUGGAGUCUGGUGCCUCAUCUUCCUGGCUAACCCGAUAGGUGAUUUCCCGUGGCAGCUGACUGAGUUCAUCAUCGGGGUGUUUCUGCAGGUUUUGGGUUUACCUUUUGUGGCUGUCGCUCAGGUUUCCCUCUUCUCCAAAGUGACUUCUGAGAAAACACAAGGUUUCAGUCAAGGAGUGCGUCGCUCAGUUGGAGGUCUGGCCACCAUCCUGGGCCCUCUGUGGGCGGGGGGCCUCACUGAGAACAUGUACAUCAUGAUGGGGGUGAUGAUGGCGCUGCUAGCUCUGCUAACGUUAAUGCUGGCGUUUUCAUACGAGCGGCUGGUGGCGCCCGCGAUAGAGGAACACGAGGACGACUCUGAGAACUGUGGCUGAGCUGCAGACGCUCCAUGCAGUGAGAGCGAAGUGCAUGGUGGGAGAUCCCCAUCCUGCUCCUGACAGCCCCUCCACAGCAUGCAGGGUGAGAACCCUCCAACAGAUCCACACCUCCCUGUCUCCUGAGAGCUCACCUGAAGCGUGCACCUGUCAGCUCUGGGUUGAUAAAGUACUGAUCUGGUGUAAAGGUUUAUUUCCUGUGGAAAUAUAAGAUCCUGCAGAUGAAGCACGGGCAGGAUUUGGAGGAGAGUUGUCAGAGCAUCAUUCUGCCGUGUUUCAGCACAUGCAUGAAGAGACUCAUAGUUCUGUUAAAGAACACGUGGAUUAAACUGACCUCUGUCCUUGUGCUGGAGGAUAAGUGAGCCGUUCAGCUUGAUGUGCUGUUUGUCUUGAGAAAGAGGCAUUUAAAAUAUUCAUCAGCUCAACACUAUAAAAUAAAAAACUAAAUUCCCUUAAGCAAUAUUUUUAUAAGUCACAUUUUCUCCACAGGUAAAGCCACGUCUUCGUUUCAUCUUGAUUUAAAGUUUGAUCCAAAAUGAUCCUGAUUCAUCAGAAGGUGUUGAACUUUAUAUUAUCACUUUGUUUAUCUUUAUUUUAUUUUAUUAAUCCACAUGUUUAGUCAAAUCUCUCCUUGAUCACAGAAACACUUUUACAGACAUUCAUUUUGUAAGUUAUAUUAUUUAACUGUUGAACAGCUGUUAUCUCAAACUGAACUCUUCCCAUCAAACCACAUUUACAAAAAAAGAACAAAUAUUAAACACUAACAUCAUUUAAUAAUUCAUGUUUUCCCUUUUUGUCAUCCAACACAUUUAAAACAAUAAAAUACAAAUAUUAAAUUCUAAAUCCACACAGCUUACUGUACGGUCAAAACCUCAAACUACAGACACUGCUGAAUGGAUGUAUUUUGACCACUAGGUGGCGCUCUAAGUCUUCCUGCUGAAGUGUCUCCUGGUCAUUAAAGUGAUAAUUGAGUCUCAGUCAGUCACAUACAGUAACUCUUUCAGACUCAGUACUCUGUUACAGAAACAUAUAUAUUAUAAAUGAGGUUAACAUUCAGCUUUAUUCACAAAAUCAGUCUUUAUGUUUCCUUAAAUAACUUUUUUAUUUUCAGUAAAUUUACUCUAUUUACUUUAAACACUAAAUCAAAAGUACUUUAUAAACCAUGUGGAUAUUUAUUUUUAAUUUAUUUUGCAUUUAUUUAUUAGUUCUAUUGUUGACGCUUACAUUUUGUAUUCUUUGUCAUCAUACAGAAAUUAUAAACUUACAGUAUA